Haliotis rubra (blacklip abalone) is the source of this 1674-nucleotide messenger RNA. Its product is annotated as grpE protein homolog 1, mitochondrial-like. Bases 19 to 708 code for a protein of 229 amino acids. Gene Ontology annotation, molecular function: protein-folding chaperone binding; protein homodimerization activity; adenyl-nucleotide exchange factor activity. Gene Ontology annotation, biological process: protein folding; protein import into mitochondrial matrix. Gene Ontology annotation, cellular component: PAM complex, Tim23 associated import motor. NCBI's taxonomy places the organism in Eukaryota, Metazoa, Mollusca, Gastropoda, Lepetellida, Haliotidae. The transcript has 3 exons. The record is from RefSeq and is a predicted model, not a curated record.
UCUAACGUGACUUUCAACAUGGCUGCCACAAUGAGCAUGUGUGUUCGUCAAGUGAUGAAGAUUCCUCAUUUUUCACAAUCUGUUUUGUUUCGAAGUCCUUCAAGAUGUUGUCGAGUCCGAAUGACAACGACCGCUACUGAUGGUAAGCCAUCAACAACAGCAGAGCAGAAGCCGACGGAGGAGAAGCCAUCUGAGUCUGCCCCUGUAGAGGAAACAUCGGCCGUGGAGAAACAGCUGGUGGAGGAUAAGGCUAAACUGGAGGUGCAGGUGGCCGACUUCAAGGACAAAUAUGUGCGCUCCCUCGCCGAAACAGAAAAUGUCCGACAGAGGAUGAAAAAACAGGUGGAGGACGCAAAGAUAUUCGGCAUCCAAGCUUUCUGUAAGGACAUGUUGGAGGUGGCCGACAUUCUAGGCAAGGCGAACGAGAGUGUCCCGCAACAAGAGAUCUCUAACAACCCUCAUCUCAAGAAUUUGUUCGAUGGACUGACAAUGACGGAAUCCCAGCUACAGAAGGUGUUCAUCAGACACGGGUUGCACAAGAUAUCUCCAUCAGAAGGGGACAAGUUUGACCCCUAUCUUCAUGAGGCAUUGUUCGAAGUCCCUACAACUGAGAAGGAGGGUGGAACUGUUGCAGUAGUACAGAAAAUCGGUUAUAAGCUACAAGAAAGGACAAUCAGACCAGCGCUUGUCGGGGUGUUUAAAUCAUGAGGUCUUUGUGCUGUAGCUUGAAUGUGAUAUGAGGUGUGAAAGUACAAUAAUCUUUGUUACAUGUUAUACUGUAUGGGUGUAUUGAUACAACUAGAUAAACAGUAUUAUAUUGCAUGUACAGUGCAGGAAGUAGGACUUGUUAUAACAUGGGUGUGAUACACACUAUACUGACAUCUUGUUCUAUGCUACAAACCUGCUACAAAGCAGAUCUAUUCAUCAGAGUAUGCAUCACCUUGAGCUGACACAGCUUAUACAAUGCUGUACUCUCAGGAUGAUGCCAUAUUGUGUUAAUAUGAGAUAGUUGAGAUUCAGUGUGGAUUGGGAUGCAUAUGACACAAUGUACAUUUAGAUGGAUUAUCUGAGAAAGAUCUUUAAAACUUCCUUUGAACAUGAUAAAUCAUACACUAUACUUUGUUUCUUCUAAACGUAUUGUGUGCAUUUUCAAUGAUUCAUAUACAUGUCUGCAAAGUUGCUUGUAAUUCCUGGAAUAUUUCUAGAUGUGGCACAAGACUCCAAGACUUGGACACGAACAGUGUCAGUUUCAGUGGUGGAUGGCCAUUUUAUGAUGUAAUGAUAUAACUGUCGUCUCUUCCUGAGUGAACAUUAUAUACAUUAUCAUAUUUUAUGCAUGCUUCAAGGUCUUAAAUAAGACAAGGCCAUUUUGUGGUUCUUGUUUUUCAUGAGUUCAUUUCAAGUCCUCUGGCAUCAUUAAUCAAAAGUAUUUCAUGUGAAUUUCUCCAAAAGGUGUCAAGAUUUACAUUUCAAAGUAUUUUGUGAAGGGAGGGGAUGUGUAUAUUAUUAAAUUUUCGGAUCAGCAAAGCAAGGGCAUUUAUGGGUGAUGUAGGUCAUAAUGUCGUUGGUCAUUUGCAGUGUUGUGUUUCAUUCCAUUCAUGUGACAUUCUUGUGUCCAGAUGUAUGUCCAGAAACCAGUAACAUCCAUCAGGAAUAAAUCAAACCAUAAGUAAA